GUGCGUCCAGCGGGCGGCUGCACGAGUCGCAGCGGCGCAUCGACGACGCGGAAUCACUCAUUCGCCAGAUGGAUCUCGAGGCGCGGUCGCUCCCCCCCGCUGACCGCGCGCAUCUGCUGGCGCGCCUGCGCGCGCACAAGCUAGCGCUACUCGCCGCCAAGAAGCGCGCCGCGGACUCGGCGGGGGAGGGGGGAGUCGUGACGGGCGGUCAAGGAGGGGGGCAAGGAGGCAGGCAAGCGGGGGCCCGAGAGGUGGGGAGAGCGGAGGAGGAGAGAGCAGCGCUGCUGGAAGAUGGAAGGGAAUAUGUGCCUUUAUCGGGUGCGGCGGACCAGCGGGCGCGGCUGCUGCAGGUGACGGCGCGGGUGGAGGAGUCGUCUCAGCGCGUGGCGGAGAGCCGGCGCAGCAUGGCGCAGACAGAGCAGCUGGGCGUGGCCAUCCUGGCCGACCUGCACCAGCAGCGCCAGUCCCUGCUGCGCGCCGGCGACACGACUUCACUUCACGCACCACACUCACUCACUGCACACACCUCUCUCACUGCACACACCUCUCUCACUGCACACACCUCUCUCACUGCACACACCUCUCUCACUGCACGCACCUCUCUCACUGCUUGCACCUCUCUCACUGCUCGCACCUCUCUCACUGCUCGCACCUCUCUCACUGCUCGCACCUCUGUCACUGCUCGCACCUCUCUCACUGCUCGCACCUCUCUCGCUGCUCGCACCUCUGUCACUGCUCGCACCUCUCUCACUGCUCGCACCUCUCUCACUGCACCUCGCUGUGCCGGCAAGAGCAUUCCCCUGUGCCGUGCCUGUGGUGCCCAGCUGGAGGACGUGGACCACCAGAUGAGUCGAGCGCGGAGGGUGCUGGCGGGCAUGGCGCACAAGCUGCACCGCAACAAGUGGAUCACCGCGCUCAUCCUCUCCAUCCUGCUGCUCGCCAUCGCUGCCGUCAUCUACCUCCGCUUGCGCCACUAG
Molecule: messenger RNA, 977 nt
Organism: Closterium sp. Naga37s-1
Lineage: Eukaryota; Viridiplantae; Streptophyta; Zygnematophyceae; Desmidiales; Closteriaceae
Source: the annotation of a GenBank genome assembly